AAAGUGGCCGUUUUUUCAUCCCCUUGUGAGAGGCGAGAGCUGCAAUCUUUGGAGUGUAGUUACUCCCACCAGCCAUUUCUUGGCGCUGGUUUACUCUACUGAUUAAAUGCCCCAAAUUUCGUUUUAUGCACUGCUAAAAAUUUUGUGCAAUCAAUGCGAAGCCCCCCGACUGCGCGCAUAAAAGGGGGACAAAGGUGUGAAGACCCAAGAGCGUCUCCUGAUUGUUUUCUCCUUCCUGUGCAGCAGUUUCUGGUCUGGUCCAAGGCGAGAGAGUGUUCUUGCUUGAGUUGGUGUUGAUCCAAUGGGCGAGAUGAACCACCAGCCCGGGGUGCCGCCGCCGGUGGGCGUGCCACCGCCCAUGGGGAUGCAGCCCAUGAUGAACGCUCCGGUUGGCGCCGGCGCCAUGCACCAGCCCUACGAGCAGUUCAACCAACUCAACUACUGCGUCCACUCCAAUCCUUCCUGGGUUCAGGUAGCAGGGCUUGCAUUCCUCCACUACCUAGUGAUGUUGGGCUCUACUGUCAUGCUUGUGUCAAUUAUUGUUCCUGCAAUGGGUGGUGGUCCUGGUGAGAAGGCUCGUGUUAUUCAAGCAUUCCUGUUUGUGAGUGGCAUUAAUACUCUGCUCCAAACACUCGUUGGGACACGGCUUCCAACAGUUAUGAAUGCCUCCUUCGCAUUUGUUGUCCCAGUGCUGUCAAUAGCCAGACAGUUUAACACAAACGACUUUGAAAGUAAUCAUGAGAGAUUCGUUCACACAAUGAGAGCAACUCAAGGGGCUCUAAUUGUUGCUUCAAUCCUCAACAUGAUUCUUGGAUACAGCAGAGCAUGGGGGGCAUUUGCCAAGAAAUUCAGUCCUGUAAUAAUGACUCCUGUUGUUUGUGUCGUUGGUCUUGGACUAUUUCAAAUUGGCUUUCCUCAGGUUGGAAAAUGUGUUGAGAUUGGGUUGCCAAUGCUAAUUCUUGCGAUUGUUGUGCAACAGUAUGCGCCACUUUACUUCAGACAUAUCCAUGAGCGCACAACCUUCUUGUUUGAGAGGUAUUCGUUGCUUCUUUGUAUCGGCAUCGUGUGGGCCUUUGCAGCUAUCCUUACUGCUGCUGGUGCAUACAACCAUGUUUCGCUCAAGACACAACAGCACUGCCGCACUGACAAGUCUUUCCUUAUAUCAUCUGCACCAUGGAUCAAAAUUUCAUACCCCUUCCAUUGGGGUCCACCAAUCUUCACUGCAGGUCAUUCAUUUGGAAUGAUGGGUGCUGUGCUUGUUUCAUCUUUUGAGUCAACCGGUGCACACUUUGCAACUGCACGUCUAGCCGGUGCAACACCACCCCCAGCUCAUGUUCUUACUCGAAGUAUUGGUUUACAGGGCAUUGGGAUAUUCCUGAACUAUUUAUGCUAUGCCUUGUCAACUGCACGCACUAGACUUAUCUUCCUAUAUAAAUGCAGCGAAAACAUCGGGCUACUUGGAUUAACAAAAGUUGGAAGUAGGAGAGUGAUCCAGAUAUCAACUGGCUUCAUGAUAUUCUUCUCCAUAUUUGGGAAGUUUGGGGCGUUCUUCGCAUCAAUCCCGUUGCCAAUCUUCGCGGCAAUUUACUGCAUCUUGUUUGGUAUCGUAGCUGCUGUGGGAAUCUCGUUCAGCCAGUUUGCAAACAAAAACUCCAUGAGGAACAUCUACAUCAUUGGACUAUCGUUGUUCCUUGGCAUCUCGAUCCCUCAAUAUUUCGCGGAGUACACCGCUUCUGCUGGCCGCGGACCUGCCCGAACAAAUGCAGGAUGGUUCAAUGACAUCAUCAACACAGUUUUUGCCUCCGGCCCAACGGUGGCGCUGAUCGUCGCGUCGCUUCUGGACAACACUCUGGAGCCCCGUGCCAACGAGAACGACCGAGGGCUCUCAUGGUUCAUGCCAUUUCUGCGCCGCCGUAAAGGGUACUCGGACCCCAGGAACGAGGAGUUCUACAGCUACCCGAUCCGGGUCCAUGACUUGGUUCCGCACCGGUUUCUCUGAUUCUAGAAGGGGUGCUGCUAAUUAUCCUGUGCUGCUGUGCAAUGUAAAUCCCCUUUGUUCUUGUUAGCCUUUUACCCCCUGUGGCCCGUAGCGAUUGGUGCGGUCACAGGUUUCAGCUUAGUGGGAUAUAUGGUACAAGGAUGCUAGGACUUCCGUCGUUGCUGUUGUUGGCCGUUUGGGCCAAGGAGUUGGUUACAUGGUUGACGUAGAGUUUUAUUGUCCGGGUGUAAUGCUGUCUCUGGGGAAAAAUGAACGCAAAAGGAUGAUAGUACCUCAAUUAUCGGUUACUGAGGCAGCGAUGUGUUGAUGAACCUUCAGUGCGUGCAUUGGUUUA
Messenger RNA from Triticum dicoccoides, 2333 nucleotides. Its product is annotated as nucleobase-ascorbate transporter 3-like. Gene Ontology annotation, biological process: transmembrane transport. Gene Ontology annotation, cellular component: membrane. The record is from RefSeq and is a predicted model, not a curated record. The coding region runs from base 302 to 1999 and encodes 565 amino acids. Gene Ontology annotation, molecular function: transmembrane transporter activity. Lineage: Eukaryota; Viridiplantae; Streptophyta; Magnoliopsida; Poales; Poaceae. The transcript is spliced from 14 exons.